AUGGCUAAACUCAUUGAUGAUGCCGGCGAAUGGCUAAACUCACUAACGAGGCCGGCGAAACGUCUGAGAAUGUAUCAAGUCCACGGUCGGAUGCUAGGAAUCAAGACAACUACUACGGCAGACGACUUCGCGAUGCCGGCGAAACGUUUGAGAAUGUAUCAAGUCCACUGUCAGAUGCUGGGAAUCAUGACAACUACUAUAGCAGACGACGUCCACUGUCAGAUGCUGGGAAUCAUGACAACUAUUCGGCAUGCCGGCGAAACGUUUGAGAAUGUACCAAGUCCACUGUCUGAUGCUGGGAAUUAUGACAACUACUAUGGUAGUCGACGAAACGUUUGA
This is a messenger RNA of Protopolystoma xenopodis, 339 nucleotides long. The record is from the annotation of a GenBank genome assembly. Lineage: Eukaryota; Metazoa; Platyhelminthes; Monogenea; Polystomatidea; Polystomatidae.